Messenger RNA from Falco peregrinus (peregrine falcon), 3631 nucleotides. It is a transcript of the gene GRAMD2A, whose product is annotated as GRAM domain containing 2A. Gene Ontology annotation, cellular component: endoplasmic reticulum membrane; extrinsic component of cytoplasmic side of plasma membrane; organelle membrane contact site. The record is from RefSeq and is a predicted model, not a curated record. Gene Ontology annotation, molecular function: phosphatidylinositol-4,5-bisphosphate binding. Bases 1578 to 2519 code for a protein of 313 amino acids. Gene Ontology annotation, biological process: regulation of store-operated calcium entry. The transcript has 12 exons. Lineage: Eukaryota; Metazoa; Chordata; Aves; Falconiformes; Falconidae.
CGGACGGGGCCGCGCCCCUGGUGCCGCCGGGGAGCCCGGUGUCAGACCCUGCCGGCCGGAGCGCUCUGAGGGGAGCGCGGGAGCGCCGGGCCCCCCCGCACCCGGCGCCUCGCUGAGGGAACGAGCCGGGCGGGGGCUCCCUGCGCUGCCCGGCCCGAGGCCGCCGGUUCUGCCUGCGGGGCGGCUCCGGGCGUGGGUGGAGGCUGGGGGCUGGCCCUGGGGGCUACUCCGGCCGCCUCGGCGGUGCUGGGCGGCGGCCGCGCUCUGUCGGCCCGCGGCUGCCCCGGUGGGGCCCGGUGCCGGGCUGGCUCCGGCGCACGGGGUUCCCGCAGCGGCGCCGGCUCGAAGCCGCAUCCCGGCUGCGGGGCGCCGAGACCUGCCGGCCCUGAGGCUCUGGCGCUCGCCCCGGCCGUGGCCCGCCGGGGACAGGGGGACCGCCCCAGGCGCGGGGCCCGGGGACACGCGGCGCCGUCCCCGCCCCCCCUGACCUCCUGCCUCUCUCCUGACAGCGCCGCUCGGCACCGGCCGCUUCCCUCCAGCAUCCCCGGCGGUGGCUCUGCUCCAGUAGCCGGCACACGGGACUGAAAUGACCUUGAAAGCCGGGAACAAGGGCAGCUCGCCGGAUCCCGCCCGGGCUCGCCUGGGCCGAGGCAGCCCGGCCGCAAGUGCCUCCCUCUGGCCCUGAUCCUCGUGGGUUUUUCUGGGGGCGAAAUCCCCGGCUCGCCCUCUCCUGCCUCCGCCACACGCUUCCCUCUUGCGCCGGCGGCGGGGAGGGGAUCCAGCGAAAAUCAAACGCCGCCGGAGGGGCUCAUGCCAGACCGUUUCCAGGCUGGAUCCCAGUGCUGCGUCUGGUGGCUGUUUGCUGGCUCUGCCAUUCUGCCGGAGCCCAUGGAUCACUGCUCUGGCCCCAGUCCCCUGGGAUCGUGCUCCACUUUGGCGCUCGGUGCCAAGCGCUGCAGCAUGGCUAUCUCUGGUUGUGGUUUGCCAAGGGCGGAAGUGUCACCUUUCUAGCCCACCGGGUGAUAACCUUCCCUGCGCAGCGCUAGGAGUGUGUUUACUUUACCUGUUGCGGUCGAUAAGCACCUCUGAUAAAAUUCAUGAUAGUAAACAACAGGCUUUAACGAGAGGGGAGCAAUUAAAGGAGAGAGGUGGUGCCCUCGGCAAGCUCUGCCCUGGGAAGAUGGUGUUUUGCUGACCUGGAGGAGCAGACCCUGGUCCUCGCUGCCUGAAAUCUCCAUUACUCCAGGGAGUUUGCAGACCUGUGAUUUUCCCAUUCCAGUCUCCAUCUCUUGAGGAGGAGAGGCUCUGCUUUGGAGGGUGUUAUCAGAGGGAGUCGCUGUUCCUUGACCCACUCGGUUGCAAGCACCAGGGAGCUCCUGGCAAGAAAUGCCUGGGUUUUUUUCUCCAUGUGACUUGAGAAAUCACAAAAAUACUUUUGCUGUCCUUGAGCAGCAGAGAUACUAACGUCUGUGUGCAGACUGGGAUUGAAGAGAAUGGAUUUACGGCUCCAAAAUGCAUCUCUCCCCUCUUUCCUUCCCUGUGUGGGCUGACAGGCUUCUCCUUGCAGCACCAAGCCAAUGCAUGAAAGAGCAGCUCCCCUGAAGAGCCCUGAGCCCAUGCAUGGCCGUGAGAAACUGGAGGCAUCCCACAAGGAAAAGAGUUUGGAUUCCCUUGAUGGCAGCCUCCGCCUGAACGAAGCACUGAAGGAUGAAGACAUCAAGAAGUGCCACCGGGAAGUGGCUGCUAGCAAGUACAACUCCCAGUACCACAAGCUGUUCAAGGACAUCCCGACGGAGGAGAGCGUGCUGAAAGUUUGUUCCUGCGCACUCCAGAGAGAUAUCCUCAUCCAGGGAAGGCUUUACAUCUCCCCUAACUGGCUCUGCUUCUACGCAAAUCUUUUUGGGAAGGACAUCAAGGUUGUGAUCCCAGUGGUCUCCGUGCAGCUGAUAAAAAAGCACAAGACUGCUCGGCUGCUGCCCAAUGGCUUGGCCAUCACCACCAAUGCCAGCAGAAAGUACAUCUUCGUAUCCCUCAUCUCCCGCGACAGUGUCUAUGAUGUCCUGAGGAGAGUCUGCACGCACCUGCAGGUUUCGAGUAAGAAGAGCUUGAGUUUGAAGGAGCUGACAGAGGAGCCUGACGCCGUGUCACUGGAGGUGAUCGUCCCCGAGGGCAAGUGGAGGAAGGUGUCACCCGCCUCACUGUCACUGUCACUGCCGGACACUGACUACCAGUGCAUCCAUCGGACCUCUGUCAGCAGCCUGAGUGCCAAGGAGAGCUCCUUCACCUCUGAGGAGCCCCUGGUUUCGGAAAGUGCAAUAAACACUGAGGAGGAGCUGGAGGUGGAGCAGAGCUGCGUGGCGGAGCUGAGACCCUCUGACUACCAGCUCCUGAAGAUCUUCAUUGUGCUCAUCUGCCUCCUGGUCGUGUCCUCCUCAUACCUGGCAUUUCGUAUCUUCCGUCUGGAGCAGCAGCUCUGCUCUCUGAACCGGGACUACCUCUCCCGUGGGCACAGGAGGUGACCAUGGCCCGCAGUGCUGGCUGAGGACGGAUGCUGAGAUGCUGGCGCCCUGUGUACAGAUCCCAGUGCUGCGUCCUCCUGGCUGUGGCUGUUGCACGUGGCCUGGCUUUGCCUUGGCCGGUAAAAUGGGACCAAGUAUCUUCUCUCUUCCUACUGGCACCCGCUCCCGGUGAAACUGCCCUGCCAGCUCACGGCCACCGGUGCCAACUCCCUGUCCCACUGGAAACCUGUUUUCUCCCCGUGAUGCUUCUGUGCCGUAGCACCGGAUGAUGGCUCAGGGCUGCCGAGUGGUUGGACCUCCCUUUAGGACUUGCUGCUAAAACGGGAGCUGGUUUUUAUUCCAGGCUUGGGUUUUUCUUGUUAAAAGAUGACCUUAGGCUUACUGGGACCCCCCAAAAAUGGGGAUGAGCUGCUGCUGCUGCUCUGAGUGAGGCCCAGGCAGCAGCUCUGGGCUGAGCCUACCUGUUCGUCCCAUUGUCAGUACCCCCAGGGCUGUCACUGGAGGAAUGGCCCCAGCCCCGGGGGUCUGCGGUGACACGGAGAAAGGGUCCACCAGCCCUGUGGAGCAUCUUCUGUCUCAGCAGCCAAGGGUGGGGGCACAGUCCAGGGCCCCCACAGCUCUGCCGGGCUCCACAGCGGCCCGCAGCCCUUCCCUCCUGGAGCACUGGGCCAUCUCUGGGUGUGCGUGUGUGUGAGUGUCCCCUGCAAAGCACUUUAGGGUCCUCCAGGCCAGGCGUCCUCGCUGGGGACUGCACCUGGCAAUGGUGCUGGACCAAGGCUUCGUUAGCCCUGCUUGCCUCAUUAAGACAUCCCGUAAGGAGCCCGCGCCUGGCACCGGUGAACAUCCUGGCUCCCAGCAUGUCUGUGCCCUUGCUUGUGUGAACCUCGUCACCAUGCAGAGCUGAGUGCUGCAGGAUUUGUCCUGCAGCUUGCCCUGGGAGCAUGCUGUGGUGGCAGGUGAUACCUGUGUGGUUUCCUUUGAUUUUUCUUUCCUAUUUUUUGGGAACGACAAGUGCUGAUGGGGCCAAAUCCCCGAGUGCUGGGGAAGAGCUCCCUGCUCGCUCCAGGCUCGGAAGGGCUUUUAAAUGAAAAUAAACCCAGGAUUUUCUAGCA